Molecule: messenger RNA, 1242 nt
Organism: Metarhizium album ARSEF 1941
Lineage: Eukaryota; Fungi; Ascomycota; Sordariomycetes; Hypocreales; Clavicipitaceae
Product: Carbohydrate/purine kinase
Exons: 2
Coding region: 1-1242 (413 amino acids)
Source: RefSeq, a predicted model, not a curated record
AUGGCAAGCCGAGAGGAGGAAACGUACUGCCGCCCGCAAAAGGCCGAUGAAAGCAACACCACAGCUCGAAUAGAUUUUGUCACUCUUGGAAUGCUCAUAUUAGACGAUAUAGACUUUCGACCCCCAACGGAGCCAGUCCGCGGUGUGCUCGGCGGAGCAGGUACAUACUCAGCGCUGGGAGCACGUUUGUUCUCCCCGCCGCCGCUGUCGCGCUCUGUCGGCUGGGUUGUAGACAAAGGCUUCGACUUUCCUGGCAAACUCUCAAGCUUGAUUGAUAAUUGGGACACUGGUGCAGUCGUGCGUCAGGACCACAGCCGUCUGACAACCAGAGGAUGGAAUGGUUAUGUCGACCCAGCGGACCGGCGGGCCUUUAAGUAUACCACAUUGAAAAAGCGCAUUACCUCAGAAGACCUCACGCCGAGUCUUCUAUUUUCAAAGUCUUUCCACCUAAUUUGCUCCCCAACUCGCUGCCAGGAGCUCAUAACUGACAUCAUGUCACGCCGCAAAGCGCUUGUCACACGGAAAGAUUCGUACACCAAACCUAUAUUUGUCUGGGAGCCGGUCCCUGAUCUCUGUACUCCAGAUGAACUACUCAACUGCACAAAUACAUUACGCCUUGUAGACAUAUGUAGCCCGAACCAUGCCGAGCUGGCAGGAUUCAUGGGUGAUGAUGGGCUUGACCCCGAAACUGGUGAAGUGUCGACGCUAGGCGUAGAACGUGCCUGCGAACAGCUACUCGCCAGCAUGCCGCUGCAGUCAUAUGCCCUUGUUGUCCGGGCCGGAGAUAAAGGCUGCUACAUCGCAAAAAACGGUGGAAGAAAGCGGAGAUUAGGGGACGGCAAAACCUCCAAAUCAAAAAAGACACUGACACAUGGUGCAUUGCGGCCUGAUACAGAUAUGGAAGCAUUAUUCGCUGGACUCUUGCAAGAUGAGAAUGGCAUUGUCGCGCGCGAAGAGAUUGAACUUGACCCAGGGUUGGAAAAAUGGGUUCCUGCUUACCACCGAGAUGGCCGCAAGGUGAUUGACCCGACAGGAGGCGGCAAUGCCUUUCUCGGAGGAUUAUCAGUGGCUCUGGCUCGCGGGGAACGGCUAGAGAACGCAGUGGCCUGGGGUUCAGUCAGCGCGAGUUUCGCGAUUGAGCAGGUUGGUCUGCCAUCGCUGGCCGUGAACGAGGAGGGUGUAGAGACAUGGAACGGGGAGGAGGUACGACAACGUCUCCAGGCAUUCCAACGACGACUCUAA